Messenger RNA from Morus notabilis, 1080 nucleotides. RefSeq lists its product as uncharacterized. Bases 185 to 943 code for a protein of 252 amino acids. The record is from RefSeq and is a predicted model, not a curated record. NCBI's taxonomy places the organism in Eukaryota, Viridiplantae, Streptophyta, Magnoliopsida, Rosales, Moraceae. The transcript has a single exon. Gene Ontology annotation, molecular function: S-adenosylmethionine-dependent methyltransferase activity.
AUAUAUAUAUAGAGUGUAGAGAGAGAGAGAGAGAGAGAAAAAACUACGUAUAUAAUCCGGCAAGUAACGUCUCUAAAAGCUGAGAGUGAGAGAGAGAGAGAGAGAGAGAGAGAGAGAGAGAGAGAGAGAGAGAGAGAGAGUUUUAGAAAGAGAAAGUGCUUACAAACUGCAUGCAGAAGAAGAGAUGAUGAAAAUCUCUCAAACAAAGCAAAGCUCAUCAAUCAUCAAGUACUUCCUAAUCUUCCUCAUCCUCUCCCUCCCCCUCUUCCUCUUCCUCGUCACUCUCCAGCCCGGCCCACGGCGGGCCGCCGGCGGUACAAAAACUCCGACAAAACCCGGAUUCGAAUCCAGCGACCUCAGAAUCCGACCCGGAUACCAAUCCUACGAAGCCUACGUCCAACGACAACUGAACAAGACUCUCAACCCAAAACUGAGGCAGAUUUGGACGACAAGAGAUUGGGAACGCAAAAUCAAAGUUUUCUCUCGAUUCUUCUCGGAGCUGAAGAACCAGAGCCUUCUAUUUGAUAAUUCCAAGGCGCUUUGCAUCGGAGCGCGUGUGGGCCAGGAGGUGGAGGCGCUGCGGCGUACCGGCGUGGCGGACUCGGUCGGGAUCGAUCUGGUGCCGUGUCCGCCGUUGGUGGUCAAGGGAGACUUUCAUCACCAGCCGUUCGAUGACGCGACUUUCGACUUCGAGUUCUCGAACGUGUUCGACCACGCGCUUUACCCGGAGAAGUUCGUGUCGGAGAUCGAACGGACGCUGAGGCUCGGCGGGGUGUGCGUGUUACACGUGGCGCUAUCGCGACGGGCCGAUAAGUAUUCGGCGAAUGAUCUGUAUAGCUUCGAGCCGUUGGUGAGGAUGUUCGAGAAGUCCGACUUGGUUCACGUGAGGAAGAUUGACGGGUUCGGUUUGGACACGGAGGUGGUUUUCCGGAAACGACAAUGAUGCGACUGUCGUUUUUCUUCCACGUAUUUUUUUUUUCCUUUUCUUUUCAAUUUUAUUCAUUUUUUUUUCCUUCUUGUCAAUACUCAUAAUUUUUUUUGUAAUAUUUUAUUUUAUCAAUGAAUUGACAAUUCACAUGG